Ctenocephalides felis (cat flea) is the source of this 2173-nucleotide messenger RNA. RefSeq lists its product as uncharacterized. Bases 55 to 1641 code for a protein of 528 amino acids. The record is from RefSeq and is a predicted model, not a curated record. The transcript has 2 exons. NCBI's taxonomy places the organism in Eukaryota, Metazoa, Arthropoda, Insecta, Siphonaptera, Pulicidae.
AGCCAGUCAGACUCGGAAGAUGGUGAUAACUGCGAUUCAUGUUCAGGAGACGAAAUGGAAAACCAAGAAUGCGUUGAAAAUGAUGAAAAUAUACAAAAAACAAAACAUAAAGGUCUACGAGUAAACUUCGAUCAUUUAUCUAUAGUUUCAGAAGAAAAUACAACCAAUAGUGAUUCAACAAAUGCGCACGAUGAAUGCAGUGGUCGUUCUGACCAGAAUUCAUCUUCUAAAUAUGAUGCGACGACGGAAUUAACGAGUGAAUCUACAACAACUGGCGACACAGUUUUAUUAAACGGUGGGUGGGAUUUUAGUAUUGCAAGUAAAGCUCACCCAAAUCAAAAUCCAGAACAAAAUGCAUUGAUUUUGCAAUCUAGUGAUUCUGUUGUGAAUAAUAUUAAUCCGGAUUGCAGUCCCGAUACUUCGAAUCAUAUGAACAGUCAAAUUCAAAACUACAUUUCUACUCCAUCCACUCACGACGGAAGUGGUUAUGCGCGCGGAGGACCCGAUAUUUUUGUACAGAAUUUUCAUAAUGCAUCAUCAUCGGUGCCUAAAACGUGCCAAACAAUUUGUUCAUUCCAAACGCAUGGAAAUAUUGAAGAGCUAUUGAAAAAUAUAGAACAAGCCCCUGGCGAUGUACAAUUCCAGCCCUUCGCGACUGAGAUUGCACACUCUGAAUCUAGUAAUUUAACUCGCUACAGAUCAGAGAUAAACGUUUUUUUGCAAAAUUCGCAAGAAGUUGCAACACCACCUAUCAUUCCAGAGCCCAUGAUGCUACUACCAAAACUUUUACCAUAUAUAGGUUUCGAAAAUUUGGUUGACUUGCCAAUUGUCUCAAGUGGUCUAGAAACACCCCAACUGCAAACACCUAUUGUAAUGAACGCUCAGGCAUCUAAUGGGAUAUUACCAUCUUCUACUUCUACACAUGUUAUGGAUAAUGCUUCGAUUCCUGCAUCUCCACCAUGCGAUGUAGAAAAACCAAAUAUCUCAAAUGCAAUCGAUGCAAGUGAAGCAGCGCAGAAUGAGCAAAACUCGGAGCAUUUAAAAAUUAAAACACAAAGUCCGGCAACCCGCAGAAGAUUAUAUUCUGCAAAUAAUAAAUUGUCGGUAAACAACGAUCGCAGCGGUCCUAUGCCUCCCGAUACUUAUCAUGCAAGUAGGCAAAGAUUAGGCAGUAUUAGUAGUUCUUCUGAGAAAAAUGAACUGAAAACUGAGCCUGCUAAGAAGUCGAGAAGAGUAUCAAUAUAUUUCAGCGGCCGAAAAAAGAACAGCAGUAAAAAAAAUCAUAGUAAGGAUCCGCCAGUUGUUCCUGGAGAAAUAAACGAUCAUCCCAAGAUCACAGAUAGUAGGAGAAUGUCGAAAUUGAAAGUAAGUGAUUCGUGUCGCAGUACAAGUAGUAAAACUUCUCGAAAAGGCAAAUCCGUUCACGAAGGUUCUGGACCACACAGUAGCAUUUAUUCGACCCAAGAAAGUUGUCCAGAAGGCACGACGUCGCAUUCUGAGCGUAACAGCGUAGCUUCAUCUCGAGAAUCUUCCACGAGUUUGAGCAUGAGGUCUCACAGAUCCCAUCGAAAGUUGUCGGCUGGUUCCAUGCAUAAUGGUAACAUUCCUUGGUGCGGCUGCUGGGGUAAUGGGUGCUUGUGAUGCCAGUAAGUUCAAAAGUGGUGAACUCUUUCGCACUACAGACUCUGUUUUCAAUUUGCCAGAGAAAAAUUUAUUGUACAGAAAUACCCCGCUCAAAUCGGGGGUUACGUUCCAUUAAACUAAAGCGUAAAGCAAAACAGCGCUAAACGAGACUUUCUUAACAUGUUAAUAAUGGGGUUAGGGAUAACUGGACAGAAAAUUGACUAUGUAGUGAAGAAUUUAAUAAGUGGAUACAGCAUCUACAAUUCAUCGUCUCGCUUUUGGCAAAAUUUGGAUCAUUUUCAACAAAUGUGUCCAUAAUUUCGGUUAGCAAUAUUUACAAACUAAAUGGAAAGUUCUAUCAAUAUUUUUGAUUUCUACAUUGCUUCUGUUCACAAUUAGAAGUACUAGCUGCUAUUUUUAUUUUAACUGAUUUUACAUCAUUCAUAUUUACCUAAUUUAAACCGUUUUUCGCUAUUUCCACAAUUUCCCCAUAAUUUGGAAAAUCCCCGGAUAGAAAAAAGAGUGCUAAAUCGAAAAAGCGCCGAUCGAA